GCCCCGUGCGCCGCCGCCCGCCGCCAUCAGCUGCCCGGACUCCUCACUUCUCUCCUCCGCACACCAAAGGCGCCGCCGUCGCCUGACAUGGCCGAGCCCGCUAACCGGAGGAUGGAGGCCAUCCGCCGCCACCUCCUUCUUCCCCCGCCUCCGUCCCUGCCCCUUCGCUCGAAUCCCCUGAGCGGCCACGCGGUGGUGGAGCCGAGCCCGGUGAUCAUCGGCGGUAUGGUGCUGGAUAUCCAUGCCAAGCCCUCCGUGCGGCCCCAUCCCGGCACGACUGUCCCUGGAAUGGUUAAGUAUGUCAGUGGUGGUGUAGCAAGAAAUAUUGCUGAGUGCAUGUCAAAGCUUGGGACACGAUCCUUCAUGAUAAGUGUUGUUGGAAAUGAUAUGGCAGGGGACUUACUUUUAAAUUACUGGAGGUCUGCUGGAUUAUGUACAGAAGGAAUACUGCAGGUUCAUGAUGUUGCCACCCCAGUAGUAUCAAAUGUAUUUGACGGUAGUGGAGAAUUAAUUGCUGGAGUUGCAAGUGUUGGAGCAGUUGAAAAUUUUCUUAUUCCGAGCUGGAUACAUCGGUUCCAUCAUCAUAUCUCUAAUGCACCACUUGUAAUGCUUGAUGCAAACUUACCUCCUGAAUCCCUUGAAGCAGCUUGCACAAUGGCAUAUGAAUCAGGAGUUCCUGUGUUAUUUGAGCCUGUCUCAGUGGUGAAGAGUCGAAGAAUUGCACCAAUUGCAAAAUAUAUAACUUUCACUUCCCCAAAUGAGAUUGAGCUUGUUGCCAUGGCAAAUUCAUUAUCCCCAUCGGUGAAAUAUAAUUUUCAAAAAAUGGAGCAGUGCAAGGACAAAGCAGAGGCUGUUAAAUAUUUGUUUGAAAUGCUUAGCCCAGCAAUGUUUUUUCUUCUUGAGAAGGGGAUCAAGUUGCUUGUUGUGACACUUGGCUCGAAUGGUGUUUUUAUUUGUUGCAAAGAGCACACUAACUUUAUGAAAGAUCAGUGCAAGUGCAAACAAACGCCUUUCUCCAGACAGUUAGUUGAAAAAUUGGAAGGGUGUUUUCCAUCCAACAAUCCUAUUAAUUUGUGCGGAGAAAGCUCUUCAAGAACAUGUGUUUUUCAUUUACCUGCAAUAUCUGCCUCAGUGAUCAGCCUCACAGGUGCUGGUGAUUGCUUGGUUGGUGGUGUCCUUUCAGCUCUAUGUGGAGGCUUGGAUAUCAUCCGGAGUGUUGCAAUUGGGGUCGCUAUAGCCAAGGCAUCUGUGGAAUCUGAAGCCAACAUACCUGAUGACAUUUCUGCUGCAAGUGUUGCAGAUGAUGCAAAAAGGGUUUUGCUGUCUGCAAAGACACUUUGGUGCAAAUGAAGAAUAAAACACCAACGCCAGAACUUUGCUGCAAUUGGAAGACAUUACAUAGUUAUUGUUGAAGCUGUUGAACUCUGAUACUGUCAUAUACAGCACAUGAUGGAUAAGGAUUAAGUUGCUAUCUACGAUGGAUCAUCUGUUGUAAGAAAACGGAGCACAGAUCACAAACCACAUUUUCUUUCGUGCUCUCAUUUAAUUUUUUUUGUAUAUUGUGAGUGAAAAUUUGCUUAACGGAGCAAAUUGUUUGAAAUAUUUGUUAUUCCAAAUGUGUUUUUCAUCGGUUAAUGUUGCAAGAC
Messenger RNA from Setaria italica (foxtail millet), 1646 nucleotides. RefSeq names its product pseudouridine kinase. NCBI's taxonomy places the organism in Eukaryota, Viridiplantae, Streptophyta, Magnoliopsida, Poales, Poaceae. Gene Ontology annotation, molecular function: kinase activity. The transcript has 9 exons. The record is from RefSeq and is a predicted model, not a curated record. Bases 88 to 1350 code for a protein of 420 amino acids.